Misgurnus anguillicaudatus (oriental weatherfish) is the source of this 4104-nucleotide messenger RNA. Lineage: Eukaryota; Metazoa; Chordata; Actinopteri; Cypriniformes; Cobitidae. The record is from RefSeq and is a predicted model, not a curated record.
CAGAAAAAUAAACAUUCAUUUAAAUAAUUCAUUAUGGGUUUGGUUCGUAUAGUGGACUCGCAAAACCAGAAUAACGUGGUUUUGCGCCACCAGAGGGAGAACUUACACUGUAGACCAGACCAAAGCGGAUUAGACCGGAAUCUGUGUCGUUUAGUCCAGUGUUGUUAAACGAACGACAUUGACAGAUGAAAACACCGUGCAACCAUUUUAAAUAGUGACCGAUAGCACAUUAUACUGAAUUAUGGUUUAUGCCUGGAGAAAAUAUUAAUUUCGAAAUUCUUUGAACUUGGUUGAAGUUGAUAAAAAUGGAAGCGGCGUGGACGAAGCAAACCGAAGACCCCCUGUCAUUGAUGAGGUUUACGGUCCCACCUUUGCGGUUACUUACUGCGUCCAUGUGGCAGGUGACAGAACAGAGACAAGUAAAGCAUUAUGGGAUGCUGGAGGAGUUUGUAACUAUGGUGACAGAGACUGUCCCAGAGCUCCUAAAUUUCCGUCAAAGAGCCCAACUGGUACUUGGAUUAAGAGCAAGGUUCCUUUUGGAGUUGUGUCGUAGCGGGGAUCAGAUGGACCUGGAAGAUCUUCGGUCUCACCUGGAUCGAAUUCGGGCUCCUCGUGUGAACAACAGUGAGGUUGCUGAUGAAGACAUGGAGGAAUCUGAGGCCCGUUUCGUGGACCUCGUCCAGACCCUUAUCAACAACCCUGUGGAGAGAGAGCACUUUUUUCAGAACAUUUUUCCAGUGGAAUACGGCCCCAAGUUUGACAAAGCACUACACAGACUCAUGAAAGACUUUCUUCUACAGCUCGAUCGGAUGAUGUCAGUGCCAGAUCUGUCACAGAUGGUCACUUGGCUCAGGGCCCGCCCCUCUCUUCUGGAGGAAUGCAUUCAGUCGAUUUCAGUCCCAAAGCACAUGAAAAAUCUUCUUGAACGCCAGAGAGCUAAUGGACAUAUUCUGGAAAAUGAAACCCUUCGAUCCGCUCAGGACAACUCUAUAUUUUCCUCUCUGUCUCUUCCUCCGCUGGUUCGAGUUGUCAUCUCCGGUGAUCACGCAGAAUCUGGUGGCCCUUGUGAAUCAGAAAUGGAUUUAGAUAGCCACAGUUCCAAAACCUUGUCUGAUCCCAAUUCGUCCGACCGUAAAGCUGAAAAGAGGAAAUUCAAGACAAAUGAACUGAUGGAGAGAGAUGACGAUGACGACAAUGAUCAAAACUGGUCCGUUAAGAGUAAAAGGGAGACACGUGCCAAUUUUAAAGGCAAGAGGAACAUAUGUGAAGACUCUCCGGGUGAAGAGGGGAAUCAGACACGCACCAAAAAAUCCUCAAUGAGAUCCUGUAAAAGGAAAAGAGAUGAUAACACGGGAGCAUCCGGAGAAUUCACCUUUAUUAAUCACUUGGGAGCAUACACAGAAGAGGCUUCCUACCAAACCUCGGAUGCCUCUAAAGUCCCGUGGUCAGAUGAAGAAACCCACAGCCUCAUUGACAUAUGGGGGAAAGACAGCGUCCAGCGGAGCCUGAAAGACUGUGCCCGUAAUCGACACAUAUUUAACUUGAUCUCUAAGAAGAUGUGUGACAGAGGGUUCGCCAGAACAGCAGAGCAGUGUCACACCAGGAUAAAACGCUUAAAAAUGAGCUUUCGACAGUGUCACGAAAACAGUGUGAACGGAGGAGAGAAACCGGAUUGGAAAUUCUACAGUCAGUUGGAGAAAAUUCUGUGCAGCAAGGACUCAUCUACAGAUCAGGAAGACAACAUCGAUGCCAAUGAGACAAUCCCAGAAGAGUCCUUAGGACAGGAGGAGGAUGAGGACACCAAUGACUGGGAGAUUCUCGGUCAUAGUGGACUGGAAGGCACCAGAAAUGUCCUGUGGACCGAUCUGGAGACGCAAACUCUUAUCAAGAUCUGGGGAGAGGACAGAACCCAGCGAGAGCUGAGAGGAGUCCUCCAGAAUGGACACAUCUUUGCCAUGAUCUCAAAAAAGAUGGCCGCUCACGGUUACGUCCGAACAGCGGAACAGUGUCAGAGCAGAAUAAAACGAUUGAAGCUGUGUUUCAAACAAUGUUACGAUAAUAUCCUCAAUGAGGGUAAAGAGCCUGUUGAAUUUAAAUUCUAUAAACAAAUGGAGAAAAUCUUGGUUGAUGAAAAAACCAGCCAUGUGCUGAUGCCGGAGAUGUCAUGUGCAACAGAGAUCAAAGAGGAGGAGUCAACUGACAUCGAGUACCAGGUGUACAAGUACCAGGAAAUAGAAACAGCUAUAAACUGCAUGGAGGACAGAAAGAAGGUUGCGUGGUCUGAUGCUGAGACCUUGAUUCUUCUACAGUUAUGGGGAGAUGAGCAGGUCCAGAUGAACCUGCAGCGCUGCCCGCACAACGGCCACAUCUACGCUGAGAUCUCAGAGAAGUUAAACGCUCACGGUUACUCACGCUCAGCUGAACAAUGCCAAACCAGAAUCAAACGUCUGAAAAUCAGCUACAGGCAAUGCAGGGACAGCAUCGGUUUACCUGAAGCUGAGCAUGUUGAAUUUAAGUUUUAUGAUCUGAUGGAAGAUAUUUUUCAAAAGAAUUCGUCCUUGAAAGUUUCAGGAGCGUCAAAUGAUGAAUCUGACCAUGGCCCCAAAUCAGACCCCUGCAGUAGUGCAGAUCCGACAGCAUCAGAGCCCUGGUCAGACUCUGAAACUGAAGCUCUCAUAGACACUUGGGCAGAAGAUGACGUGCAGGAAGCCCUAAGAGACUCUCCCCACAACACCAACGUGUUUGCUGAUAUAGCAGAGAAGCUGAACAGUCAGGGCUUCCUCAAAACACCCGAGCAAUGCAGAUGGAAGGUCAAGAACUUGAGGAAGCAUUUCCAAGAGUGUUAUGAAAGAAUAAAAUGUGGUGAAGAGAAAGAAGAUUAUAAGUUCUAUGAUAAACUGGAGCAGAUUUUGGGUGAUGAGGAUUUUCGCCUGGAAGACUUUGACGAUAAAGAAGAUCAAGAUGCAGAAUCCCAGUGGCCAUCUGUGACAUCAGUUGGUGAAUUAGGCAGGAAGAUGCCCUGGUCUGACCGGGAGACCCAGGCGCUGCUGGAGAUCUGGGGCGAGGGCCGUGUGCAGCACAGUCUCAAGAGCUGUGUGAAAAACAGGCACAUAUUCAGAUAUAUUUCAAGGAAGAUGAUAGCACAGGGGUUCAACAGAACGGGUGAGCAAUGCCACUCGCGUUUGAAAAGACUUAAAGCCCAGUUUUACUAUGAUAGCAGGGAGGAGUUUAAAUUUUAUGAUCAGAUGGAAAAGAUUAUUUUAAACAAACCUGCCGAUGAACAGGCCAUCAGUGAGCUAGACUCUAUUACUGACUCUGAUUCAGAAUCCUUAGCUCUGUCCAAACCUCUCCCUGGAGACGGGCCGAAGAUGGCGUGGGGUGACAGCGAGACUCGAGCUCUCAUAUGCAUUUGGGGGAGCGACCAGAUCCAGGAGAAGCUGAAGUGCUGCGUCAAACGCAAACCUGUUUUUCAGCAGAUUGCCAAUGGCAUGGCUGAGAAGGGCUACAGUAGGACUGACGAACAAUGUCGGACCAGGAUCAAAAGGUUGAAGGCCAGUUACCGUCAGUGCCUUGACAGUCCAAGAAAUGAAGGGGAGCAGGUGGAGUGGAAAUUCUUUAACCAGAUAAAGAAAAUAUUUGACAAGCAUUAUCCAAAUUCAGAUGAGGCUGAGAGCACCAUGACUCAAGAGCCAGAGACGGCUGGAAAGAAAACAUCUAGCAGAUCUACAAAGUCACAAAGCUCGGUGUGACCACCAACGCUUGGGAAUCUCUGUAGAAGAAAUGAGACCUAAGUUCUCCAGGAUAUCUGGGCUGUAGAGCACAAACAUGACCUAUCUGAUGAGGUAUUUGCUGUCAUGUGACCUGUGGAUCAGUGGAUAGAAAUACACAAACCCCUAAUCUGAUGAACGUGAGAAUCAAUUAGGGGUUCGCUGCUUAAAAUUCACCCUUCGACUAUACAGCAACACCAGAAGAAACAUUCUUUUUUUUUUAAUGGCAUUUUUGUACAUCUAAAAGACAUUUGAGUAACGUGCUGUUAUCAUGUGAUAUCAGUAGGUCACACUUUCACUGGGUAAUGCUAAAAACACUGAAGCUGCUUGCUUGCUA